Molecule: messenger RNA, 1691 nt
Organism: Spinacia oleracea (spinach)
Lineage: Eukaryota; Viridiplantae; Streptophyta; Magnoliopsida; Caryophyllales; Amaranthaceae
Exons: 3
Coding region: 194-1552 (452 amino acids)
Source: RefSeq, a predicted model, not a curated record
UGGAGCAGAUUGAUGCCGGGUGAUACUCCACCCGAUGCAAUUCUCACCCAUUUUCAUAUAAGCAUUCUAAAAAAAACGAGAGAAAAAAAACGGCUGAAGAAACAGCAAGUCGGUGACAUCAAAGUGAGAUUAUAGCAAUCGGAAGCCGGAGAGUGAGAUCCACCGCUGCAGUGAAACACAAUUUCAAUUUCCAAUGUCGAAUUCCCCAAUCGUCAAACAUGUUUCAGAAUGCUUCAUCAAGCCAAAACUCAACGACGAUUAUUCGAAACAGCCUUACUAUUUGUCACCUGGUGAUCUAGCCAUGCUCUCAGCUCACUACAUUCAAAAGGGACUUCUUUUCACCAAAUCUUCAGCAACAGAUCAAGAUUUCAGCAUUCAGACUUUCCUAGAAAAGCUCAAGGAUUCUCUAACUCGUACUCUUGUCCACUUUUAUCCAUUGGCAGGCCAGCUUGCCACUCAGAUAGAUGAACAUCAGCAUUCUAGCUUCAUCUUUAUCGAUUGCGAAAAAGGUCCUGGUGCUAGAUUUAUUCAUGCAACUCUAAAUAUGACCAUCCAUGAUAUUCUGUCUCCUAUUGACGUGCCUGUAGUAGUGAAAUCGUUCUUCGAUCACCAUAAGUCUGUCAACCAUGAUGGGCAUACUAGGCCUUUGUUAUCUGUUCAGGUAACAGAGCUUGUAGAUGGGAUUUUCAUAGGCUGUUCAAUGAAUCAUUCAGUAGCAGAUGGAACUUCUUACUGGAAUUUCUGGAACAUAUGGUCAGAAAUACAUAUGCAACACAAUCCUAACUCAAAAUCGAAGCUACCAAUUCAUAAACGAUGGUUUCCUGAAGGAUAUGGUCCACGGGUUACCCUUCCCUUCACACAUACUGAUGAAUUCAUAAGCAGAUAUGAGGUACCUCAAUUAAGAGAAAGAAUCUUCCAUUUCUCGUCAGAAUCUAUAUCAAAGCUCAAGAUGAAGGCAAAUAUAGACGUUGAGGAUACGGAUAAAGAGAUCUCGUCAUUGCAAGCAUUGUCUGCACUAGUCUGGAAGUCUAUUACCAGGGUACGCUGUUUAUCUGGUGAUGAAAAGAUUACCUGCACCAUGGAUGCUAACCUGAGGCAGAGGAUAGACCCUCAGUUGCCACAGGGUUAUUUUGGGAAUUCCAUUUGGGUGGCUAAAGCUACCGCUACAGCUGAUCAAGUCAACGAACAUAGUUUAGGAUGGGUGGCUGAAUUGCUGCAGAAAGCAGUAAUGGAGCUGACUGAUAAAACAGUGAAGAGUGUGUUUGAAGCAUGGAUGAAGUCUCCUUUUGUAUAUCAGAUUGAUGCUUUCUUCGAGCCAAACAGCACCGUGAUUGGUAGCUCACCGAGAUUUGAUAUGUUCGGGAAUGAUUUCGGAGUUGGUAAACCGGUGGUGGUUCGCAGUGGGUAUGCUAACAAGUUUCCUGGUAAAGUGACUACAUAUCCAGGAAGUGAAGGGAGACGAAGCAUAGCUUUAGAAAUAUGUCUACCACCUGAUGUCAUGACUGCUCUUGAAUCAGAUGAUGAGUUCAGGAGCUAUAGUAUACAUGUUUAGCUGAUCAAAAGGUUUUGCGUGCAUAAUAAAUUUAUUGUACACAAAUAUAACUUUUAUCUAAUUUUUUUUGUAACUUUUAAUAUAUUUUAAUUAACUUUUAUAUAAUAAAAUAAAAAGUUGAUAGAUAAAUAUUUUAAAU